Molecule: messenger RNA, 2603 nt
Organism: Pectinophora gossypiella (pink bollworm)
Lineage: Eukaryota; Metazoa; Arthropoda; Insecta; Lepidoptera; Gelechiidae
Gene: YME1L
Product: ATP-dependent zinc metalloprotease YME1L
Exons: 15
Coding region: 103-2430 (775 amino acids)
Biological process (GO): mitochondrion organization; protein quality control for misfolded or incompletely synthesized proteins
Cellular component (GO): mitochondrial inner membrane
Molecular function (GO): ATP-dependent peptidase activity; metalloendopeptidase activity; ATP binding
Source: RefSeq, a predicted model, not a curated record
UAUUUUGCACCGAAAAAAUAAGUUUGACGUAAGAGCAAGAGCCUACAAAAUUUUCGAGUGCACUCACAAGGAAACAAAACACACAAUUUAUCUUCAUGUAACAUGUUUUCACUGAAUUCUAUAAACACCCAAAACCAGAUUUUAGUUAGUUUUAGUCAGCUAACGUGUAGAUAUUCGAGCUUGUUCAAGCUCAGGAAGCACGGUAUUUGUAAAAAAAAGGAUGUGAAGGCGAAAGAGUCAUCAACAGCGUUGUGCAAUGCAACUUUGUACCCUGAAUCGUUGGAGGAGGCACUUAGGAAUUUCGACAAAAAUGACUUGUUGGAGCUGCGGCGGAGCGACGUGCGGUCGCUGUCGACCGUCGCUGGGGCUCACAGAGAGCCUCUGCGGAGUCUCACAGACCUGACUUCAGCUAGAAAGGUAUCCUAUAUAUCGGCAGAUUCGUUUGAGAAAAACAAAAAUGGGUGGUCACCAAGUGCACACCCUACAUUGUACGUUAACAUGCGAAGAAAGAAUACUAGGUACCGUCUUUCGGAGAACUUUGUUGGACAACUUGCGAACAGCAUGGCAGCAAAUCAGUUCAGUUGCAGCGUCCAAGUGCGGGGAUUCAAAACAGAGAGAAGUGUGAGCGCUGACAUGAAAAGGAACCCGAACCUCAUGAAUAGACUGCGUAAGUUAUUGGGUUUAGGCACUACGCCGGUGGCUGCGGAGAAACAGGCUUCCCACAUGGGCCCGGAUGUCGCUCCUCGCUUGGAGAAACUACUUACAGAGGACACCGUGCUUAACACCCAACAGAGGGACAAGAUUAAGAUCGCCUUUGCUGAGGGAUAUCUUGCUGGCUGCCAGCCAGAAGCCGGGCGGGGCACGAAAACGAGCAAGUACCUCAAGGUGGUUCAGCAGCUACUGACCAUCGUGCUGUUCCUCGCCAUCUUCGUAUCGCUCAUGGCGUCAGUCUCCGGGACCGUCUUCCGGAUCCAGCUGGGCAACCAGGUGGAGGUGGACCCUGAGGACAUCUCCGUCACCUUCGACGACGUCAAGGGCGCCGACGAAGCCAAGCAGGAGCUAAAGGAUGUCGUGGAAUUCCUUAAAUCGCCGGAGAAGUUCUCGUCACUUGGCGGCAAGUUGCCCAAGGGUGUGUUGCUGGUGGGUCCUCCGGGCACGGGCAAGACGCUGUUGGCGCGCGCGGUGGCGGGCGAGGCGCGCGUGCCCUUCUUCCACGCCGCCGGGCCCGAGUUCGAUGAAAUCCUCGUCGGGCAGGGCGCGAGGCGUGUCCGGGAUCUAUUUAAGGCAGCGAAGGAACGCGCCCCGUGCGUGAUCUUCAUCGACGAGAUAGACUCGGUGGGCGCCAAGCGGACCAAUAGCGUCCUCCACCCGUACGCCAACCAGACCAUCAACCAGCUGCUGUCGGAGAUGGACGGCUUCCACCAGAACGAGGGCGUCAUCGUGCUGGGCGCCACUAACAGGCGGGACGACUUAGACCAGGCGCUGCUGCGUCCGGGUCGGUUUGACGUCGAGGUGAACGUGCCAACACCGGAUUACGGCGGGCGCCGCGAGAUCCUGGAGCUGUACCUCGCCCGCGUGGCCGCCAACACCGACGUGGACUCAGACGUGCUCGCGCGGGGCACCACAGGCUUCACCGGCGCCGACCUUGAGAAUAUGGUCAACCAGGCCGCGCUCAAAGCAGCGAUAGAUGGCGCGAAAACAGUAACAAUGAAAUAUUUGGAGGACGCUCGGGACAAGGUGCUGAUGGGCCCGGAGCGGCGCUCGCGGCUACCGGACGAGGAGGCCAACAUAAUCACCGCGUACCACGAGGGCGGGCACGCCGUCGUCGCUUACUACACUAAGGACUCCCACCCCCUACACAAAGUGACGAUCAUACCGAGGGGGCCGUCGCUAGGACACACCGCCUAUAUACCCGCCAAAGAAAGGUAUCACGUGACGAAGCAGCAACUCCUGGCCAUGAUGGACACGAUGAUGGGCGGGCGCGCCGCCGAGGAGCUCAUCUUCGGACCCGACAAGAUCACCUCAGGCGCGUCGUCGGACCUGAAGCAGGCGACGUCCAUCGCGUGCCACAUGGUCCGCGAGUGGGGCAUGUCGGAGAAGGUGGGGCUGCGCACCAUGGAGCCGCCGCGGGCCGCCGCCGCCGACCAGCUGGGGCCCUACACCAACGAACUGGUGGACAGUGAAAUCAAGAAGAUCCUGUCGGAGAGUUACGAGCGCGCUAAAACCAUCCUGCGCGCGCACGCCAAGGAACACAAGGCGCUCGCCGAGGCUCUACUCAAAUACGAGACCCUUGACGCGGAAGACAUAAAGGCCCUCAUGAAUGGCGAGAAGAUGAAGGUGGAGCGCAACGCCCGCGGCAACAAGGACGCGCCCGCCGCCGCGCCGCAGCCGCCGCCGCUGCUGGGGGGCGGCCAGCCCGUGCCCGCCUAAGAUUUCGUGGACCAUAGUUUUGGAUUCGUCUUCACGGCAGACUGUCAAACAAAUAUAGUCGUUAUAACAAUAGGAAUAAAGUGUCUUUGAAAAUUUUGCAGGCCGACGCUACGAUGUAUUGUCAACUAACUUGAAUAAACAUAAGUAAAACAACAACGUACUUUCUAGAAGUU